Molecule: messenger RNA, 4385 nt
Organism: Fonticula alba
Lineage: Eukaryota; Rotosphaerida; Fonticulaceae
Exons: 4
Coding region: 84-4385 (1433 amino acids)
Source: RefSeq, a predicted model, not a curated record
CCUCCCUUCUCGCCCUUUCAAGCACUGCUACUUUCGAUCUUUCACCCUUUCUGCUUUUUUUUUGCAACACACUCUGUCAAGCCAUGUCACCGAACAGUGGCUGGCGUGCCCAAAUGGGCGCGGCGGCGGCCGGCGCCACGCCGGCCGGCAAGGGCGCCACGCCGGAGCAGGCGCGCGCCGGCGUGACCCCGCACGCACACAGCAUCCCGCCGCCGGCCCGGGCGCCGACCCUCUUCGAGCGGCGGAUGGCCAACUCCAACGGCACGUCCAAGGGGCCGGAGGCGCAGGCCCAUGCGCCGGGCGGGCCGGCGCACCCGCCGUACCGGGGCCCGCGGCAUGAGGCCCCGGCCGAGGGGCCGCACCUGCUGGCCGGCGAGUCGGCCGCCAGCGGGCACUGGCGCCACCCGCAGGAGCUGCCGGAGCGGCGGAUCCUGCGGCUGCUGGGGCUGACCGGGCGGCCGGCGUCGCCGGGGCCCGGCAGCCCGGACGGGUCGCUGGGGGCCGGGCGCAUCGAGGCCCGGGCCCUGGUCCGGCACCUGGAGGCCUACAUGGACCGGGUGCGGCUGGGCCUGGCGCCGGAGUCGCCGGAGUCGCCCGGGAGCCCGGGCAGCCCGGGCAGCCCGACCGGCGUGACGCUGCCCGGGACGGCGGCCUGGUCGCCGCGGGCGGCCGGCGGGCCGGCCACCGGGGCGGCCCUGACGCCGGACCGCGACGCGGCCCUGGUGGCGGCGCGGUUCUUCUCCCGGGUGAAUAUGAGCGCGCGGGAGCUGGAGGCGCAUGCGGCGUCGUUGCAGGCGGCCGGGGCGGCCGAGGAGGCGGCCGAGGCGCGGGCCGUGGCCGAGGUGGUGCGGAGCGCCCACCGCCGGGGGAUGUGCGUGGCGCAGAUGGCCCGGCGGAGCUCGGCCGAGCAGCUGGAAACCGUGCUGGCGCCGGUGUCGUAUUGGCGGGCGGCGCGGGACGCGCACUUUGCCCUGACGGCCGGGCGGCUGUCGCGGGUGGACGCCCCCGGGGCCAUGGGGGCCGCGUGGUGGUGGUCGGCCGGGUGCUGCACCGAGCCGCCGGCCAUCGACGGGUGGCAUGGCGGCGGCGGCGGCGGCGGCGGCGGCGGCGGCGGCGGCGGCAGCCCCUCGCGCCAGGGCCGGGCCCACCUGGCCGAGGAGGAUCUCCUGGCCCGGGCCCUGAGCAGCUGGACCCCGGCCGAGCUGGGGACCAUGCGCCGGGCGCUGGCCCGGUUCGAUGCCCUGGUGCUGGAGGAGGCGCGGCAGGGGGACGGGGUGCCGAGCUCGCCGCGGCCGGACUACCGGUCGCUCGGGUCGCCGAAGGCGCAGCGGCAAUUUGCCUCGGCGGCCGGGUGCUCGCCCUCGUCGCUGAGCCUGGCCGAGGGCGGCCUGGCGGCCGGGGUCCGGAGCGUGGCGGCCCCGGAGGCCGAGGGGGCCGACCCGGAUGCGGUGCGGGUGCGCCCGGCCGGGCCGGAUGUGUCGGCGGCCGUGGCCGAUGCGGCCGGGUGGCAGCGUGCCGCCCGGAGCUGGGGCAUCUGCGCCAACCGGGCCGCCGCCACGGCCAUGUACUAUUUGGACGCGCGGGCCGGGAUGCUGCACACCCUGGCGGAUGUGGUGGUGGCGGCGCACCGGCGGUGCGGGCCCGGCGGCCGGGCCGACGGGCUGCCGGGGUCGCCGCUGGCGGCCGGCCUGUCGCCGGAGCAGGCCGAGGCCCUGGAGCAGCUGGGCGCCGGGGACUUCCACUUUGGCCUGGCCGGGGCCAAGGAGGCCGCGGCGCAGCUGGUGGCCGAGCGGCCGGGCGACUGGCUGGCGCACGCGGCGGCGGCGCGGGCGCUGGCCCGGCUGGUGGGCCGCCUGCCGCGGGACCCGGUGCGGCCGGCGCACGGCCUGGGCCCGAUCGACGUGGCCACGGCCCUCUGCCUGGGGGACUUCCAUGCGCAGCUGUUGCCGAUCAUCCGCCGGCGGGUGUACGAGCAUCUGGGCGGGGGCCGGUGGCCGGCGGCCGGGCCGGCCCAGCCGGGGACCACCCCGACGGCCGGGGUCCGGGUGGCGUCGCCGCGCGGGCCGGAGUGGCCGUGCGAUGAUUUGCUGCCGGCCGGGCAUCCGUUGCAUGGGGGCCCGCGGCCGGUGGCCAUGACCGAGCGGCCGGACUACCGGUCGCUGGACCAGGCCCGGAGCCUGAAUGCCAUCUGGACCCAGCUGCUGGCCCUGUGGGGGGGGGACCUGCCGCGGCUGGCGGGCCGGGCCCCGCCGGGGAUCUGGCGCGCGCGGGUGAACUCCACCCCGGAGGCCAUCGAGGCGGCGCUGCUGGAGCUGGCCGAGGGGGACCGCCUGGAGGAGGGCGGCUCCGGCGGCGGCGACCCCCGGGCCCUGAGCCAUGUGGCCCAGUUGAAGGCCCUGUGCGGGCGGCUGACGCGCGGGGCCACCAGCCGGGCCCAGCGCCAGGGGCUGGAGGACCUGGUCCGGGCCCUGCGCACGCCGUAUGCCGAGCUGGCGCCGGAGUCGGUGGCGGCCCUGCGCCUGGCCCACUGCCUGGCCCAUCGGAUGGCGCCGAAGUUCGCCAAGUUCGAGCGGGCGCGCGGGGCCGCCGCCGGCACGCCGGUCACCGCCUGGUGCGGCUUCUUCGCCCUGCUGGGCGUGGAUGUGCAUGCCAUGCUGGCGGAGGUGGCCGCGGCCACCGGGCGCCCGACCGCCGCGGACAUGGCCCGCUUCCUGGACAGCGAGUCGGGCCGCGCGGCCGUCCGUGCGGCCGACGCCGUGUCCGGCAAGGAGAAAACCAUGAAGCGCGCUCGGCGCCUGGUGGCGGUCCUGGAGCAGCGCUGGGCCGCGGUCAAUGCCCAGGACAUUGACCUGCUGUGCCGGGUGCGCGGGCGCCUGCGGUACACCGCGUCGCUGGAUCGGUGCCCGCGGCGGGCGGCCGAGGCGGCCUUCUGGAGGGCGAUGCUCGGCACGCCGGCCUCCUUCCGGGCCGGGGCCCUGGCCCCCGGGUCGCUGAGUGGCUUCCACCGGCUGGACGAGGCGACGGUGGAGGUGCGCGGCGCGGCGGGCAGCCGCGUGCGUGUGGAGAUCCCCUCGUCGCCCCGGAGCGGCGGCGGCGGCGGCGGCGGCGGCGGCGGCGAUGGCGGCGCCUGGCACUCGUCCUCGCCGACCAUGCGCCAGUCGCCGGUCAGCAUGAAGCCCUUCGCGGCCGGGCACACGGCGGCGGCAGGCCCGGCGGCCCCGGCGGCCGGCUUCGGGUCGUCGCCCUCCGGCGGGGCGGCGCGGACCACGCCGGGGCUGGGGUUCGACCCGCGCCCGGUCCGGGCCACCGGCGCCGGCAAGGGGCCCAUCACGACCGAUGGCCGGUCGCCGGUGACGAGCCCGCGCGCGUCGCCGGUGCCGCUGAGCCCGCGGUCGGUGGCCUCGGGCCCGGGCCUGUCGCCCGGGUCGCCGACCAGCGUCAACACCGGGAACUUCAAGCGCCGGCGCCUGUCGGUGGCCGGCGAGCUGGCCGAUGUGUCGGACAAUGCGGCGGCCGCCGGGCUGGACCUGCAGCACCACCACCACCACCACCACCCGCACCGGGGGCCGGAUGCCGGCGAGACCCUGUCGUCGUCGCCGCCGCCGCCGGUGAAUGUGACCGCGGUCACGACGGCGGCCGCCCCCCUGGCCAUGAUGAGCCCGGGGGCCGGGUUCACCGGCACGGUGACCACUUUCCAGGUGUCGCCGCCGGUGUCGCCGCGGCAGCCGGCGGCGGCGGCGGCGGCGACGACGGCCCGGCCAUCCGGCUUCGAGGCCGAUGUGUCGUCCUCCCUGUCGACGGCCAGUGACCAGGGCGGCGCGGUGCCGGGGGCGCCGGCGGCCGGGCGCUUCGGCGCCCGAGCCAAUGCCCAGCAGCGGCAGCCGCAACAACACCACGGUCACUCGCCCGCGGCCGGGGUGGUGGCCGAUGUGCCGAGCACCACGCCGGGCGCCUCGUCGGCCACCGACGGGGCCUGGGGCGUGUCAUCCCCCUCGACGCCACCCUCCUCGGACCUGAUCGAGGAGAUGUCCGAGGGGGUGGUGUUGCACCAGCACCGGCGCGAGGGCGGCAAGUCGGUCCCGGUGGCGGGUGAGCCGGCCGCGAGCAAGGCCCCGCCGGCCGCGAGCAAGGCCAAGACGGCCGCGAGCAAGGCCAAGGCGGCGGCCGAGUUGCCCGCCUCGCCGGCCGCCUCGCCGGUCACCCGCGCGGCCAAGGCCACCACCAAGAAGCGCGCCACGCCGGCGGCGCCGGCCGCCGAGGAGGGCAAGAAGACGCGGACGAGCACGCGGGCGGCCGCCGCGGCCGCGGCGGCCGCCACCAAGCCCGCCGAGUCCCCGCGGCGCAGCACGCGUCGUGCCCCGGCGGCAGCCAGCAAGAAGAAGUGA